Molecule: messenger RNA, 540 nt
Organism: Drosophila rhopaloa
Lineage: Eukaryota; Metazoa; Arthropoda; Insecta; Diptera; Drosophilidae
Gene: levy
Product: cytochrome c oxidase subunit 6A, mitochondrial
Exons: 2
Coding region: 53-382 (109 amino acids)
Biological process (GO): mitochondrial electron transport, cytochrome c to oxygen
Cellular component (GO): mitochondrial inner membrane
Molecular function (GO): enzyme regulator activity
Source: RefSeq, a predicted model, not a curated record
UUUACUUGUCAAAAUAGCAAAUUUUCAUUCGGACUAGGAAUCGACUGAAAAUAUGUCUGCUAUUCUAAAUCACGCAAUUCGUCGCCAAUUUGGCGCUACCGCCACCCGGAAUAUGUCCGGCACCGCCGCCGUGGCUGGCGAGCACUCCGGUGGUUACAAGGUGUGGAAGCGCCUGUCCUUCUUCGUGGCCGUUCCCGCCGUCGGUCUGUGCAUGCUGAAUGCCUACCUGAAGCACCAGGAGGAGCAUGAUAAGCCCCGCCAGGAGUUCGUCAAGUACGACUACCUGCGCCGCCGCGAGAAGCGCUUCCCAUGGGGCGAGGGCCAGAAGAGUCUGUUCCACAACCCCCAUGUCAACCCUCUGCCCGACGGCUACGAGCACUAGGUGGCCACCGCCUCCGAUCCGGAGAUGCAUUCGUUAUUUGGUAGUGAUAAACGUUAAUGUAAACUGAAUAUUAGGCGGAAAUACACAGACACACUGAGAAAACAACCAUAACUUAAACUCCAGUUGGCGCUUCAAUAAAGAUCAAACCAGAGCGAGGA